Diatraea saccharalis (sugarcane borer) is the source of this 2176-nucleotide messenger RNA. Lineage: Eukaryota; Metazoa; Arthropoda; Insecta; Lepidoptera; Crambidae. The record is from the annotation of a GenBank genome assembly.
UGAAAACAUCCGGUCAGCCAGUGUCUUUUAAUUAAUCUUUGUAUUUAUGAUUUUGUUAAUAUUUUAAAUUAAAAUCGUCAACAAUUUCAAUUUUUUAUAGAUUGCUUUACAGUUAUUUUUGGAUAUAAUUGUCAGUAUUUGUUUGCUUUGCCAAUUUUACACACUAACUUGUAUAGGAAACGUAUUCCAAAUAACCACACGUCAUUCGACAUCGACAGCUAACGUCUGACGUGACGGGUGAGGCAGAUACAGAGAGUGAAGUGAAAUUUCUGUUGGAUUACUGGUGAAAUUUCAUAUAAUACACUAAAAAUGCAAAUUCCAAAUGAAUUUGUAUCAACCGCUGAAGACAUUGCUGAUCAGGUUAUACGUAAAAGCAAGAAUGUGCUGCCUACAGUAGCUCGAUUAUGUCUUAUAUCUACAUUCUUGGAAGAUGGACUUCGGAUGUGGUUCCAGUGGUCAGAGCAGCGUGACUACAUGGACAUGUCAUGGGGAUGUGGCAAGUUUCUUGCUACAAUGUUUGUGAUUGUUAAUUUGGUGGGUCAACUUGGAGGAUGUGUAAUGGUAUUAGGGAGGCUGAAGGUGGACAUAGCUUGUGGACUUCUGUUUUUCAUAGUAGUUUUACAGACAUUCGCAUACAGCAUAUUAUGGGACAUGCAGUUUUUGUUACGUAACCUGGCCUUGAUAGGCGCGCUACUACUGGUUGUGGCUGAAGCUCGCGCGGAGGGCCGCAGCCUGUUCGCUGGCGUGCCUUCAUUGGGCGAGAACCGUCCUAAGACUUACCUACAGCUCGCCGGACGCGUGCUGCUAGCCUUUAUGUUCAUCACAUUGCUCAGAUUCGAAGUCUCCUUCUUGCAGCAUCCUGAUGGUUCUGGUGACGGUGGGGUACCGCACGAAGCUGUCGGCGCUGCUGCUCGUGCUGGUGCUGUCGGUGCUGAACCUGUACCACAACGCGUGGUGGGCCGUGCCCUCCUACAAGCCCCUGAGGGAUUUCCUCAAAUACGAUUUCUUCCAGACGCUGUCGGUGAUCGGCGGGCUGUUAAUGAUAGUGUACCUGGGCCCCGGCGGGGUCAGCAUGGACGAGCACAAGAAGCGCUGGUAGAGAACGUCGCGAGUGUGCACCGAUCACAGACUGUACCCUCACGUUAUAAUGUGGUGCCACAAGACAUUUGUAUCGAGACACGUGUCCCGUUAACGGGACGAACUAGUCGAGCGACAGAAUUACAAUCACUGAUUUUCAUGUGUACUACCAUUAAUUGAAUCUUCCUUUGGAUAAUAUUUAUGACUUUAGUGGUUGUUUGCGAUCAGAUUUCGCCGUGUGCAUUUUCUUAAUUGCUAUACCAGUUUUUUAGUCUAAUAGAAAUCGUUUGUUUCACGGAUAUUGUUUCGAUAAUAUUGGAGCUAGAAAUUUUCUUACUAUUUUUCAAUGAAUUGAAUGAUGUUUUGUACUUUAUCUAGAUAAUAAUACUUGGUGAACCUGUCUGUUUUCUCAAUAGGAUUAUCCUGAUUUUCAUGAUAGAGUAAUUGUGAAUUCUGGCGCUUUGUAUAUUAUUUUAUGUUAAAAUUACAACAUGGACACUUGAGGGUGUCCUCAAUAGUAUGAUGAUUGUGAUUGAUGAAUAAUUGACUGUACCGGUGUAACAGGUUUCGUAGUUGGAACAUGAUGUGACGCUAAAUGAAGGUAUAGACGCAGAAUACAAUGUGUUAGCGUGUAUACCUUUAUGCGAUCUUCCGACCUACAUUGGAGUGAUAUUUUCGACUUGAUUGUUAUGUAUGUUUGUUUGUAAGUGAUUGCUCCUGGACUUAGUCGUGACAAGCGAUGACUAUACAUUAUAUAUGGUGUUGUAAACAAUUUCAUUCCGAAUCCAUUUCUACACAUUGUGAUGUAAAUAUGUAUGUAUUUUGUACUUCUUAAAUGAGAUACUGUAUAUGGAGAGGUCUGAAUGAAUUAUUAAAUUGUUUAGAUACAUAUAACAAAAUGACAAAACGCUGGGCGUCUGUGUCUACGUGUUUUUACAAAACUGUCCUUCGUUUUACAUGCAUGUUUAUCAGUCUAUAAAAAUGAACUAUAUAAAAGACAAGAAUAUUUUUAUAGUAUUUUUUUAUUUAUUUUUAAUUUGGCCAUAGAUGUUGGAUUCCUAAGCAUACCAAUUUGUUCUGAAAUAAAUUUUACAUAAAA